This is a messenger RNA of Heterotrigona itama, 858 nucleotides long. Lineage: Eukaryota; Metazoa; Arthropoda; Insecta; Hymenoptera; Apidae. The record is from the annotation of a GenBank genome assembly.
AUGGAAGUCACUAUCGAUGAUCUGCAAUCAGCGAGAAACGCAAUCGCAGGUGGUGCAUCAAGAUUGGAAGUUUGCUCUAUGCUGUCCGAGGGUGGUCUAACACCCACUAUCGGCUUUUUCAAAUUCAUUUCACAUAUGUCACUGGUACCAUGCUACGCUAUGCUUCGAUCACGACCCGGAGAUUUUGUAUACAUCAAAGAGGAAAUAGAAAUUAUGCUAUCGGAUUUAAAUGUAUUCAAGAAAAGCGGCGUUGACGGUUUCGUUUUCGGCGCAUUGACGCGAGACGGCGAGAUUGACGUAAAGGCUUGCCAAUUAAUUCUGUCUGCUGCUCAACCAUUGCCAGUAACCUUUCAUCGAGCCUUCGACCAAGUGAAUGAUCCAAUAAAAUCCUUGCGAACCUUGAUAGAUCUUGGUUUUAAAAGAGUUCUGACUUCUGGACAAAAAGACACUGCCGAAGAGGGAUUGGAAUUAAUAAAGAAACUCGUUGACGAGGCGCAAGAUAAAAUCAUUGUGAUGGCAGGUUCUGGUAUUACGAAAGAUAACAUAUCGAAGAUACAUUCGCAAUCUGGAGUGAAAGAGUUUCACGCAUCUGUUAGACAGAGGCUGGAAACUGGGCGUCCUGUAAAUAAAGUUAAAAUUGGCGCUAAUGAAAAUACUUUUAUCAUGGAGACUGAUAAGAAAAUGGUUGAAGCAAUGGUUGCUCUUGUUGGUCCAGUCACUUAUGAACAGCGCCUUUCCUUAGUAACUUUUAAGCCAAAAAGAUUGUAUUCUAAAGCGGAAGUAGUCGAUUAUCACAGUAUCAUGACUGCAGGUUUUUACAGCAUCGUCCAAGUACGGAUGUCGCAAGCGAUGCAUUAA